AAGAGGAGGGAGUGAAUAACUUGUAUCACAUCAUUUACACUAGCAUCGAGAACAUCUCCACAUCCCCAUCAUCCACUGCUCCCAGUCCCAGAACCACCGACGAACGAAGCACGGUUGCUGCUGAGCAAGCUGAGAUCGAUGGCACAAGUGCACGCCCCGCACGUCGUCGUGCUCACCAGCCCCGGCGUGGGGCACGUCGCCCCGGUGGCCGAGCUCGCCACGCGCCUCGCCGCGCUCCACGGCGUCACCUCCACGAUCGUCACCUACACCAACCUCUCCUCGCCCGCGAGCUCUCCCGCGCUGGCCUCCCUCCCGCCAGGCAUCUCCACCGCCGCGCUCCCGGAGGUGCCCCUCGACGACCUCCCCGGCGGCGCGCACAUCGUGACCCGCAUCAUCACCGUCGUCCAGCGCACGCUCCCGCACCUCCGCGCCCUGCUCUGCUCCCUCCUCGGCUCCCCCGCCGGCGGAGUUACGGCCUUCCUCGCCGACAUGCUCUGCCCCGCGGCGCUCGCCGUCGCCAGAGAGCUCGGCGUGCCGCACUACGUCUUCUACACCUCGAGCCUCAUGUCGCUGGCCACGCUGCUCUACACCCCGGAGCUGGCAAGGACCACCACCUGCGAGUGCCGCGACCUCCCGGGGCCGGUCGUCCUCCCGGGGUGCCUGCCGCUGCACGGAGCCGACCUCGUCGACCCCGUCCAGGAACGCACCGACCCCGUGUACGGCCUCCUGGUUGACAUGGGCCUCGACUACCUCCACAGCGACGGCUUCAUCGUCAACACGUUCGACGCCCUGGAGCGCGAGACCCUGGAGGCGUUCAAGGAGCUCUCCGACAAGGGCGUCUACGCGCCGGCUUACGCCGUGGGCCCGUUCGUCCGCUCGUUCUCCGACGAGGCGGCCAAGCACCGGUGCAUGCCGUGGCUCGACGAGCAGCCGGACGGAUCGGUCCUGUACGUGUGCUUCGGCAGCGGCGGCACGCUGUCCACGCUGCAGACCGCCGAGCUGGCGGCCGGGCUGGAGGCGAGCGGCCAGAGGUUCCUGUGGGUCGUGCGGUUCCCCAACGACAAGGACAGCAGCGCGAGCUACUUUGGUGGGAAGACGACAGACCACGGCGACGCCGACGACCCGCUGAGCUACCUGCCGGAGGGGUUCGCCGAGAGGACCAGGCCCGUGGGGCUCGUCGUGCCGGAGUGGGCGCCGCAGGUGGAGAUCCUGGGCCACCGCGCCGUCGGAGGGUUCCUGACGCACUGCGGGUGGAACUCGGCGCUGGAGACCAUGGCCGCCGGCGUGCCGGCGCUGGCGUGGCCGCUGUUCGCCGAGCAGCGGAUGAACGCUGUGAAGCUGGCGUCGGAGCACGUCGGGCUGGCGCUGCGGGUGAGCGCCCGGCGGGAGGACGGGCUGGUGUCGCGGGAAGAGGUGGCCGCGGCGGUCAGGGAGCUGAUGGUGGGGGAGAAGGGCGCCGUGGCGCGGGAGAGAGCGCGCGAGCUGCGGGCGGAGGCGCGCAAGGCGUCGGUGCCCGGCGGGCCUGCACACCAGGCGCUCGCGGCCGUCGUCGACAUGUGGAAAUGUGCCGCUGCGAGUCCGGAGGUUGCCGCUGCAGCUGGUGGUGGACUGUGAAUCUGUGAUCGUACGUGUCGUGUAUGUGUGACUGCAACGACCUUGGUCAUCUACAUCAGGGUCUGUGGGUACUGGGUAGUGGAACCACCGGGUUAUGAUUUGGCCUGACAUAUAUAUCAUAUACUGCCUGUCAACAGUUAUAGUUGCAUUGCAUUGUAACCGCGCGUAUGAAUCGAAUGGAACUACCCCUCCAUGUACGGCAACGUA
Panicum hallii is the source of this 1821-nucleotide messenger RNA. Its product is annotated as hydroquinone glucosyltransferase-like. Lineage: Eukaryota; Viridiplantae; Streptophyta; Magnoliopsida; Poales; Poaceae. The coding region runs from base 139 to 1614 and encodes 491 amino acids. The record is from RefSeq and is a predicted model, not a curated record. The transcript has a single exon. Gene Ontology annotation, molecular function: UDP-glycosyltransferase activity.